Molecule: messenger RNA, 720 nt
Organism: Kluyveromyces lactis
Lineage: Eukaryota; Fungi; Ascomycota; Saccharomycetes; Saccharomycetales; Saccharomycetaceae
Gene: RTS2
Product: Rts2p
Exons: 1
Coding region: 1-720 (239 amino acids)
Biological process (GO): DNA replication; DNA damage response
Cellular component (GO): nucleus
Molecular function (GO): double-stranded DNA binding; zinc ion binding
Source: RefSeq, a predicted model, not a curated record
AUGGUAUCCGGAGAUGUUGGUAGUGCUUCGUUUUUGAACAAGCAGAUGAAGAUGAGAGGUUUGCAGAAGCUUCGAUUCUAUUGUCAGAUAUGUCAGAAACAAUGUCGAGACGAGAAUGGGUUCAAAUCGCAUUCUAAGUCGCCAUCUCACUUGCAGAAGCUUAGUAAAGUGACUCAUAAGGAUAUUGAAGAGUAUACGGUUCAGUUUGAGAAGGAUUUCCUUCGAUUGCUACGGCUUAUGCACGGUGAGAAGAAAGUGGAAGCUAAUAAGUUCUACAAUGAGUUUAUUCAGGACAAAGACCAUGUCCAUAUGAACGCUACGAGAUUCACAUCAUUGACGCGAUUUAUACAACAUUUAAGCCAGGGGGGGAAAGUACGGAUCCAUGGAAUAGAUGAGCUUACUAGCGAUACAGACCCAGGACGGUUUAUGAUAAGUUAUAUCGACUCGUCUUCACCAAAUAUGAUACGGAAGAAACAAAUAGAGUCAUUGAAACAAGCCGAACGUAGUGACCAAGAGAUUAAGCUAAGGCUCUUGGAGAAACAAAUCGAGAAGGCCAACGCUGAAGAAGUCAAAUCGGGUCAAAAGGAAGAAGAAGAAGAAGAAGAGGAAAUAAAAGCCAAUAUAAGAGAUGGACCUAUAAAUCUAACAGUAUCCACAUCGAAGGUGACUAAGAAGAAACCGAAAAAGAAGCUCAAAAAUGUUUUCAAGCCAACGAAAUGA